Erinaceus europaeus (western European hedgehog) is the source of this 3075-nucleotide messenger RNA. RefSeq names its product ribosomal protein S6 kinase A4 (gene RPS6KA4). The transcript is spliced from 17 exons. Gene Ontology annotation, biological process: protein phosphorylation; regulation of DNA-templated transcription; intracellular signal transduction. The record is from RefSeq and is a predicted model, not a curated record. The coding region runs from base 120 to 2435 and encodes 771 amino acids. Lineage: Eukaryota; Metazoa; Chordata; Mammalia; Eulipotyphla; Erinaceidae. Gene Ontology annotation, molecular function: magnesium ion binding; protein serine/threonine kinase activity; ATP binding.
AGCGGGGGGCGGCGCCGCCCGCCUGGGCCCCGGAGGCGGCUCCAGGAAGCGCCCGCCCCGGCCCCGGCCGCCAUGUAACCGGCGCCGCCCGUCGCCGAGCGCGGGGCCCACGACCCGCCAUGGGGGACGAGGACGAGGACGAGAGCUGCACGGUGGAGCUGCGAAUCACCGAGGCCAACCUGACCGGGCACGAGGAGAAGGUGAGCGUGGAGAACUUCGAGCUGCUCAAGGUGCUGGGCACAGGAGCCUACGGCAAGGUGUUCCUGGUGCGCAAGGCGGGCGGGCACGACGCGGGGAAGCUGUACGCUAUGAAGGUGCUGCGCAAGGCGGCGCUGGUGCAGCGGGCCAAGACGCGGGAGCACACGCGCACCGAGCGCUCGGUGCUGGAGCUGGUGCGCCAGGCGCCCUUCCUCGUCACCCUGCACUACGCCUUCCAGACGGACGCCAAGCUGCACCUCAUCCUGGACUACGUGAACGGCGGCGAGAUGUUCACCCACCUGUACCAGCGCCAGCACUUCAAGGAGGCCGAGGUGCGCGUGUACGGCGGCGAGGUGGUGCUGGCCUUGGAGCACCUGCACAAGCUGGGCAUCAUCUACCGGGACCUGAAGCUGGAAAACGUGCUGCUGGACGCCGAGGGCCACGUGGUGCUCACGGACUUCGGGCUCAGCAAGGAGUUCCUCACGGAGGAGAAAGACCGGACCUUCUCCUUCUGCGGCACCAUCGAGUACAUGGCCCCAGAGAUCAUCCGCAGCAAGUCGGGGCACGGCAAGGCGGUGGACUGGUGGAGCCUGGGCAUCCUCCUCUUUGAACUGCUGACCGGGGCUUCCCCCUUCACGCUGGAGGGCGAGAGGAACACGCAGGCCGAGGUGUCCCGACGGAUCCUGAAGUGCUCCCCUCCCUUCCCCCCUCGGAUCGGGCCCGUGGCGCAGGACCUGCUGCAGAGGCUGCUGUGCAAGGACCCCCGGAAGCGGCUGGGCGCGGGGCCCCAGGGGGCGCAGGAAGUGAAGAGCCACCCCUUUUUUCAGGGUCUGGAUUGGGCCGCCCUGGCUGCCAGGAAGAUCCCUGCCCCUUUUCGACCCCAGAUCCGCUCGGAGCUGGAUGUGGGCAACUUUGCAGAAGAGUUUACUUGCCUGGAGCCUGUGUACUCGCCCGCAGGCAGCCCCCCAUCUGGGGACCCGCGUGUCUUCCAGGGAUACUCCUUCGUGGCGCCCUCCAUCCUGUUUGACCACAACAAUGCUGUGAUGACCGACGUGUUGGGGGCCCCAGGCACUGGAGACCGGCCAGGCCGGGCAGCGGUGGCGAGGAGCGCCAUGAUGCAGGACUCGCCCUUCUUCCAGCAGUACGAGCUGGACCUGCGGGAGCCCGCCCUGGGCCAGGGCAGCUUCUCGGUGUGUAGGCGCUGCCGCCUGCGCCAGAGCGGCCAGGAGUUCGCGGUCAAGAUCCUCAGCCGCAGGCUAGAGGCGAACACGCAGCGCGAGGUGGCCGCCCUGCGGCUGUGCCAGUCGCACCCCAACGUGGUGAAGCUGCACGAAGUGCAUCACGACCAGCUGCACACUUACCUGGUCCUGGAGCUGCUGCAGGGCGGGGAGCUGCUGGAGCACAUCCGCAAGAAGCGGCACUUCAGCGAGUCAGAAGCGAGCCAGAUCCUACGCAGCCUCGUGUCGGCCGUGAGCUUCAUGCACGAAGAGGCGGGCGUGGUGCACAGGGACCUCAAGCCCGAGAAUAUCCUGUACGCGGAUGACACGCCCGGAGCCCCGGUGAAAAUUAUCGACUUCGGGUUCGCGCGGCUGCGCCCGCAGAGCCCUGCGGAGCCAAUGCAGACGCCCUGCUUCACGCUGCAGUACGCGGCCCCGGAGCUGCUGGCGCAGCAGGGCUAUGACGAGUCCUGCGACCUGUGGAGCCUGGGAGUCAUUCUGUACAUGAUGCUGUCAGGGCAGGUCCCCUUCCAGGGGGCCUCAGGCCAAGGAGGGCAGAGCCAGGCGGCCGAGAUCAUGUGCAAGAUCCGCGAGGGGCGCUUCUCCCUGGACGGGGAGGCCUGGCAGGGCGUGUCCGAGGAAGCCAAGGAGCUGGUCCGAGGACUCCUGACCGUGGACCCCGCCAAGCGGCUGAAGCUGGAAGGGCUGCGGGGCAGCUCGUGGCUGCAGGACGGCAGUGCUCGCUCUUCGCCGCCCCUGCGGACGCCCGAUGUGCUGGAGUCGUCCGGGCCGGCAGUGCGCUCUGGGCUUAAUGUCACCUUCAUGGCGUUUAACCGCGGCAAGCGCGAGGGCUUCUUCCUGAAGAGCGUGGAGAACGCGCCGCUGGCUAAGCGGCGGAAGCUCAAGCUGCGGAGCGCCGCCACCUCCCGCCGCCUGUCCCCCGCACCCACCGCCCCGGCCCGGGCGCCCACCGCCAAGGCAGCCCCCCGCCGCGCCAACGGGCCCCUGCCGCCCUCCUAGCCCGCGCGGAGGGGCUGGGACCCCGCCUGGGACCCCCUUCCUCCCCGCCCCGCCCCGCCCUGCCCCCAGACAGAAGUAUUUUUAUAAGCAGAGAAUUUUUUAAUGUCUUACUGGAUAGAAUUAGCGGUGGAGGGAGGACGGGGCUAUGGCCAGACACCAUCAGGAAGUCACUUCUGGGCUGCUCCAGCAGGAAGGGCCCUUUCCCCUCCCACUUCUGAGCACUGAACCCUCGCUACCGGGAGAAAUGGGGACCUCUCCUCUGCGCUCCCCCGGGGCACCGAUCUGCGGAGGGGGCCACCCCUGAGCUGUCACUUUAUGGAUCGUCUGUGCAAUUUCGUCCACCAAAGACCUGUGUCGAGGGGGGUUCUGGGAGAGACCCUGAGGACCCCCCUGAAGCAUUCCUUGUUCUCUUUGUCGCCUCCUUCUCCCCUUUGGGGGCUACGGAAGGAGGUGGGCCCUCCCCUACAAGGAGCGAGAACCCCCCUCGAACCCGCCCCCUGCGCUUUGGGCUUUGGCACGGUCACCCCUGGCUGGGUAUGUAGGGGGAAGCCUUGGAGGUCUGGGCUGGGCAUCCGCGGCCACUGCCUCCACCCAUCCAGGCUGUGCCUUUGACUUUAAAAUAAAAGUCCACCCAGUGCUG